AGUAAAUCAUUCUGAUCAUAAUUCUACUUUGACCUUUAACCUCUCUGCUCUGUGUUGUUUCCUCUUUCAGAUCAGAAAACCAUCACAGCUGAGUCUGGACAAGACGUCAUUCUGACAUGUCGAGCUCCAAACAACAACAUCAGACGUGUGUAUUGGAGUAGAGCUGACCUGAAGACAGAAUAUGUGCUUUUCUACCAAGAUCGUCACUUUGUCCUACAAAACCAGCAUCCAUCUUUUAAGUACCGGGUGGAUCUGCAGGACAGACAGAUGAAGGAUGGAGACGUGUCUUUGAUUCUGAAGGAUGUGAUGAUUAAUGACGCUGAAACAUACGAGUGUUAUGUCUACAUGGAAGAAACAGACUCAUGGAAGCUGAUCAGCAACAUCUACCUGAGGGUUUCUCCAGACCGGAAAUUCCUUAAAGCUGAGUCUGGACAGGACGUCAUUCUGACAUGUCGCGCUCCAAAUAACAACAUCAGAGGUGUACAUUGGAGCAGAGCUGACCUGAAGACAGAAUAUGUGCUUUUCUACCAAGAUCGUCACUUUGACCUAGAAAAUCAGCAUCCGUCUUUUAAGAACCGGGUGGAUCUGCAGGACAGACAGAUGAAGGGUGGAGACGUGUCUUUGAUUCUGACGGAUGUGACGAUUAAUGACACUGAAACAUACGAGUGUCAUGGCUUCAUGGCAGAAACACACUCAUGGGAACUCAUCAGCAUCAUCUACUUGAGUGUUGUUGUUCCUCCAGAUCAGAAAAUCAUCACAGCUGAGUCUGGACAGGACGUCACUCUGACAUGUCACACUCCAAAUAACAACAUCAGAGGUGUACAUUGGAGCAGAGCUGACCUGGAGCCAGCAAAUGUGCUUUUCUACCGAGAUGGUCACUUUGUUCCAGGUGACCAGCAUCCAUCUUUUAAGAACCGGGUGGAUCUGCAGGACAGACAGAUGAAGGGUGGAGACGUGUCUUUGAUUCUGAAGGAUGUGAUGGUUAAUGACACUGAAACAUACGAGUGUCGUGUUUUCACAGAAGAAACACAGUCAUGGAAGCUCAUCAGUAUCAUAUACCUGAGUGUUGUUGAUCCUCCAGGUCAGACAGGAGGAGAAAAAACUGAACUGUGAGUCAGAUGAUGUGAGAACAUAAAUGAAUUCUCCUCAACAACAAGCAGACGUCUCUGGUGAUCAUCAUGUUCAGACUCAGACCAAAAGUGUGUGUCUGUGCUGUCUGUCAGUGACUCUGAACUACAGUUUAUUCAUCUUCAGGCUGUUCAUGAGAUUUACAGACAAAAGGUCAAACUGUGUUACAAACAUAGAUGAAUUUAUGAGCUCUAAUCUCAGAAUCAGUGAGUGUUUUUGUGUUUUAGCUUUAGGUUAGGCAAAUUAACUCUUUUACGUUGUUGUGAUUUUUUUAAUUAACUUGACGAUUUUUUAUUAACUUCAUGUGACUUUUUCCUCUUUAAGUAGAGCUCACUGGAAAACAGUUUGUAUAAAAAUCUUCUCUUUGGCUGACAUUUUUUUAUUUUGUAAAUCCAUCUGGUCAGAUUUAACAGACUGUACAAUCUGUUAUAGACUCAGAUAUUUCUUUCUCUCUGAUCCUGAACUGAAGAGUUUGACACCCUCUUCAACUUUUCUUUAACCCGACACACUGUUCAGGUCAGAUUUGACCUGCUUUGACCUUUGACACCAGCAAAAACAUCCUAAACUACUUUUGUUGUUCUUUCCUAAACUAAUCCAUAAUACUCAAAAAUUGAAAACAUAUUUUUUCACAUUUUAUACUGUUCUACAGAUAAUACAAACUUUUGUACACUGAUGCUGUUUUGGAACAAAUUUGAGUCUUAUCUGUUCAGAUGGAGUUUCACAUUGAACAGUUUGGCUCAAAAUAAGAAACAUUGUGAUUGUAGGGAAAUUUACCAAUGUACACGUCAUGUUUGUGUGGACUUUUAUUAAGAUAGUGGUUUCAGACGUCAAAGGGCACCUUGAUUUAGCCAUGGCUGUCCUGUCACACAGAACAGGGCUUAAGGGCUUUUUUUUUUUUUAAUUCAAAGACUGUUAUAAUGACGGAAAUCUUUCCGAAUGAAUGAAAUAUGAGCAGAAUGUAAGGGUUAAUAAAGAUUUACAUGCAUA
This is a messenger RNA of Oreochromis niloticus (Nile tilapia), 2115 nucleotides long. RefSeq lists its product as uncharacterized. The record is from RefSeq and is a predicted model, not a curated record. The transcript has 4 exons. Gene Ontology annotation, biological process: immune response; negative regulation of T cell proliferation; T cell costimulation. NCBI's taxonomy places the organism in Eukaryota, Metazoa, Chordata, Actinopteri, Cichliformes, Cichlidae. Gene Ontology annotation, cellular component: external side of plasma membrane. Bases 268 to 1113 code for a protein of 281 amino acids.